This is a messenger RNA of Lactuca virosa, 1232 nucleotides long. NCBI's taxonomy places the organism in Eukaryota, Viridiplantae, Streptophyta, Magnoliopsida, Asterales, Asteraceae. The record is from the annotation of a GenBank genome assembly.
AUGAUUUCUUUGGUGGGUUCAGUCUCCGGCAGGAUGCCGAUCACACAGAACUCAUACGUGGUUCAUCUUCUAUUCACACCUCUAAGGCGAAAGCCAUGCAGAGGGAAGAAUGCGAACGAAGAUUCCCACCACAGCAUCAGGAUGGUCCAACCCGGAAAAGAGUACCUCAUGGAUCCUCUUCCAAUAUUCAGCGAUCCUAAUUACAAGCCCUCUAACAAACUUGAAGGAAAGGUGGCUUUGGUGAUAGGAGGGGAUUCGGGUAUUGGGAGGGCUGUUUGCUACUCUUUUGCUAAGGAGGGUGCAACUAUAGCAUUCACUUAUGUGAAAGGUGCCGAAGACAUAGAUGCGAAGUAUACUUUAGAGAUCAUAAAUGAUUCAAAAAUGAGUGAUGCAGGUGAUCCAAUUGCAAUUCCUACUGAUGUAAGGUAUGACAAGAAUUGUAAGGAUGUUGUUGAUAAGGUGGUUGGGACAUAUGGACGAAUUGAUGUCCUGGUGAACAACGCAGCUGUGCAGUAUGAAACAUAUACAUUAGAUGAUAUCACGGAAGAGAGGCUUGAAAGGAUAUUUAGAACUAAUAUAUUCUCCCAUUUCUUCAUGACAAGGCAUGCUGUGAAGCACAUGAAACCAGGAAGCAGCAUCAUAAACACCGCUUCAGUGUUAUGAUUCUCGGGAAGUCCAAAACUCAUUGAUUACGCGUCAACAAAGGGAGCCAUUGUGAACUUCACCAAGAGUCUAGCAAUAUUCCUGGUUGACAAAGGGAUUCGUGUUAAUGGUGUGGCCCCAGGCCCUAUUUGGACCCCACUUGAAGCUGCAUCACUCAAUGACGAUGAUAUUGCAACGUUUGGGUCACAGGUGCCCAUGAACAGGGCAGCUCAACCUGUAGAGAUUGCUCCAUCAUAUGUGUUUCUCGCGUCCAAGGACUCUUCGUACUAUACUGGCACAUUUCUUCAUCCUGAUGGUGGAGAACUCGACAAUGCUAUUCCCAGUGUCAACAACAACAAUACAGUAAACCCAUAACACAAAUUGGAUAACGGGAAGUUAGAUGUUGACAACCUUACCUUUACCGGAGGGUAGAUAGUCUACUGCCAUCAAUGCUAGACACAUAUGAAAAUGGAGUGAAGUAUAAUAUAGUUUGUUCAUAAUUACGUUAUGUGUACUUGAAAUAAAUUGUUGUUGUAAAAUCGUAUGUUAUGGAACGUCAAACAUGCAGUUCUCCUUACCCUUACCGAGUU